UGGCUGUUUAAACGCCAAUAUUUAAGCUGAAUAUGUGUGUCACUAGAUGGCGAUAUCCAGUUUUAGAACGCGCUAUCGUGUGUCGCUCAUGAAAUUAUAUAGUGCUUCAAAAUAUGUAAAGUUUUUUUGGCUUAACUUUUUGAUCAUUACACGGUUGUCACAAUUCUGAAGUUUAUAUUUCUGUUGGACCUCACGUGUAUUUUUGACAAUCAGCCGAUUGUUCAUGAUCCUUCGAGCCGGAUGGCUUGAUGGUUUGUGCUGCAGUAAGGCUUUCUCGUUCGCACCCAUGGGCAGUAGUUUGCUGUCAAGGGCGAACACUGUGCGUCCACUUGUUCUGGCUGUAACUACUUGUAUCAUACCAAACUUCAAGUUACGGUUUCAAAAGUUCAUAGAUCGCGCCUAAAAUAUAGUAGAUACCUGCUGAGACCAGUGACAACUAUACGCGCGCUCCAUAACUACAAGCUGUGACAACGAACGAGGGAGACCGAAGAUACAACGUGUGAGUGAGUGGCAUGUGCAUCUGUGAGUACUUUCAUACCUUCCGAUUCAGUGGUAGCAAAAUUGAACCUUAAAUACAAGAAGAUUUGGACUUUGAAAAUUUACUGUAGUUAUAGACUUAGAGUAAUUGUAAGAAAAGUGAACCUACGAGGAAUCCAUGCCCAAUUCCCUUCAGGUUUUAGUACGACAAGGUUCUACACACUUGCAAAAUUUUACGAUUUGUUCUUCGACUUAGAAAAUUUUUCUCUCAAUUUAUUUUCAACUUGUAUUUUUUUAUUUUUCUGUUGUGUUGUAACUGAACCUAUACACCAUGGAGUCUUUAAUUAAACUUCAAAUUAACGCAAAUAAAGCUAUCAAUAAGGCUUUUGUUAACUUUAAAAAGUCGCCAAAGGAGCGUUUAACCGCGGGUUAUUUAGAAGCUAGACUCGAAGCGUUGGAGUCGCAGUGGUGUAUAUUUUCGGAAAAUCACAGUAAACUUAUAAGUGAUUAUAAUAGCAAGGAGUUAGAAAAAUAUGAUGAAUGCAAUGUGUAUGAAAUAACCGAAGAGCUGUAUUUCGAUUAUAAAGCUGAACUCAAAGAUAAAUUGAACCAAAUACAACUUCUUGCGCCUACCAUUUCUGAUGCUAACUACAGUAACUCCAAUGCUAACUCCAAGCAACAGUUUAAUUGUAAUGUGAAAUUACCUAGAAUUACAAUUCCCACAUUUUCUGGUAGUUACGCCGAGUGGACAAGUUUUAGAGAUUUAUUUAUGUCACUCGUGCAUACUAACAAAUCAUUAGAUAAUGUACAAAAAUUACAUUACUUAAAAACUUAUUUGUCUGGUGAAGCCGACCAACUAUUGCGACAUGUCUCAAUCACUAGCGACAAUUACGAGGUUUGCUGGAAUCUAUUGAAUAAUAGAUACAAUAAUAAAAGAUACAUUGCUAAUACAGUUUUAAAGAGGUUUAUGAGUCAAAGAACUAUAUUCACUGAAUCUGCAACUGCAUUAAAAGAGUUAUUGGAUACCAGCAACGAGUGUAUUAACGCUCUUAAAAAUUUAGGGCUAUCAACUGAUGCGUGGGACUUGAUCGUAAUAUAUAUUUUAAGUUUGAAGCUGGAUAAUGAGUCGCGUAAAAUGUGGGAGACUAAAGUCAGUGAGUCUCAGGAUGAUUUACCAACCUACAAACAGUUUGCAGAUUUUUUGCAACAAAGAUUUAGAUCGUUGGAGUUUUUUGAUAAUAAAUCUUCCAAAAACAUUGUAAAGGCUAGGGUUUUACAUGUAACUGAAUCGGUUGAGUGCCCGUUCUGCACCGAGAAUCAUAAGUUGUUGAAUUGUAAGAAAUUUAGCAAGGAAGAUACAGAUGCACGCCGUAAUUUCGUUCAAUCUCAGAAAUUAUGUUUCAACUGUUUUGGACAAAAUCACACUGUGUAUACAUGUCGCGCACCAUCUAAGUGUAGAAUUUGCCAUCGAAAACAUCACUCGUUGCUUCACAUUCGGAAUACACCGUCAACAGCGAGUAAUGUAUGUCAGGUACCAAGUGAAGGAAAUUCUUCAGAAUUAAAUAAAGAAAAAGAAAAACCAGAUGAACCGUGUAAAAAUAUUAUUUCUUGUCAUAUUAAUGCCCAAAGUCACGUUUUACUAGCGACGGCUUUGGUAAGAGCUAUAUCACAAUCAGGCAUAUGCGUAACUUUACGGUCUCUUUUAGACCAAGGUUCUCAAUCUUCGUUCAUAACUGAGGCAGCUGUACAGCUACUUGGUUUGUCGAAGAAGCAAUGCAAGAGUUACGUGUCGGGUUUAGGAGGUGACCAAGAUUCUAUGGUGACGUCAAAAUAUGUCGUCUAUUUUAAAAUUCAAUCACUGAUAAACCCUAGUUUUGUGAUGCAAGUUAAGGCCCAUGUACUGAAAAGUAUCACCACAUUGCUGCCUGACAAGGAAAUUGCAGUGCAGGGGUGGUCAAACAUGCCAGUGUUAAAAUUGGCAGACCCAACUUUCAACACACCUAAUAAAGUUGAUAUACUUUUAGGAGCAGAAGUAUACUGUCAAAUUAUAGAAGAAGGCUUUAUUAGGAGUGGCCCAGAGAUGCCAGUAGCCCAAAAUACUAAAUUGGGAUGGAUUUUAUCUGGAAAGGUGUCAACAACGGGUUAUGGAAAUACUAAAAGUUUUCAUACUACUGUUCGAUGCAUGCAUGCAGUAGGAGAAAAUAGUCUAUUGCAAAAAUUUUGGGAACUGGAAGAAGAACCAACAUUGAGUGAAGAAAGAAAAUGGUCAGAUGAAGAACAGAAGUGUGAAAAGAUAUUCAUAAGCACGACAACAAGAGAUUCUGAAGGAAGAUAUGUCGUCAAGCUCCCUUUUCGGAGUGAAGAUCCGCAAUGUCAAUAUGGUAAUACAUUGGCUAUUGCUUUAAAAAGAUUUGAAUAUCUUGAAAAAAGAUUAUCAAGAAAUCUUGAAUUGAAAAAACAAUAUACAAAUGUAAUUAAUGAAUAUGUUGAGUUAGGUCACAUGGAGAUAAUUCCUGAUCUUGAUAUAAAACCAACAUUUGUGUAUUUGCCUCAUCAUGCGGUGGUGAGAGAAGAUAAGACAACAACAAAAGUAAGAGUUGUUUUUGAUGCUUCGUGCCCUGGAAAAAAUGGAGUGUCUCUGAAUAGUGAGUUGAUGAUAGGUCCAAAAUUACAACCGGACUUACGUCAUAUUAUUAUGCGUUGGCGUAUGCAUCCAAUUUGUCUUUGCUCUGAUAUUGUAAAAAUGUACAGACAGAUCAAAGUUACUGAAAAAGAUGCAAAUUUUCAGUGCAUUGUUUGGCGUGAAAAUCCGGAAGAUAAUGUGAAACAUUUACGCAAUUUAAGGGUUACGUUUGGAACUGCAUCAGCUCCUUAUUUAGCUGUGCGAGCUUUACAACAAGCUGCUAAGGAUGAAGCAGAACAUUUUCCGAACACUUAUCAAAAGGUGUUGGAUGAUUUUUAUAUGGAUGACUUGUUGUCUGGUUGCGAAAAUAUAGAAGAAGGAGAAAAGUUAUAUAAAGAAAUUAAAGAAUUGUUAUGCAGGGCUGGGUUUGAGCUCCAAAAAUGGACGAGUAACAGUAAAAAAUUGAUGGAAACUAUAAAUGAAAAGCAAUUAAAUGAAAAGAUCAAUUUAAAAGUUGAUGCUGUUAUCAAAAUAUUAGGUCUCAGAUGGAAUCAAGAAUCUGAUAAUUUCGAAUAUUCUGUAAAGAUUCCAUUUUCUGACGUAUCUAUCACUAAACGCAAGGUUAUAUCAGAGAUUGCUAAGCUAUUUGAUCCAUUGGGUUGGUUGGCACCUGCAAUUAUUGUUACUAAAAUAUUCAUACAAAAAUUAUGGAUAUCAGGGAUUGGUUGGGAUGAUUUAUUGCCUGAAAAUCUAUUAAAAGAAUGGAUUUCAUAUCGUAACGAACUUUUAUUGCUGCAAGAUGUUACAAUACCCAGAUGGAUGAAUACUUAUCGUAGUGAUAAACAACGAGAGCUUCAUGGGUUUUGUGAUGCUUCAAAUGAGGCUUAUGCAGCUGUAGUUUAUAUGCGUGCAGUCGAUAAAGAAGGCAAUGUAGCAGUUCAUUUAAUAACAUCCAAAACCAAGGUUGCUCCAAUCAAACAGGUUUGUAUUCCUCGGUUAGAAUUAUGUGGAGCUGUUCUGCUGUCUAGACUAUUGCAAGAAGUUUCGACAGUUUUGGAUAUACGCAAGGAAAAUAUUUAUGCAUACACGGAUUCUACUGUGGUUCUAGCAUGGUUAGGUUCUUAUCCCGGUAAAUGGAAAACAUUUAUUGCAAACCGUGUUUCUGAAAUUUUAUCAACUAUGGAUAGAAAGCAAUGGAUUCAUGUAAAAUCUCUUGAGAAUCCCGCUGAUAUUGCAUCACGCGGCGUUAAACCUUCAGAAAUGAAGAAUGCUACGAUGUGGUUUACUGGUCCAUGUUGGCUGAAAGAAAAGCGUGUUAUUAGUAAAAAUGUAGAUGAAACAUUUGAUACAGAUAUAGAAAAAAAGGUCUGUCAUGUUGAAGUUAAUAUAGGAGAAGAAAUUAAUAAAGUUGAAAGUAACAUUAUUAACAAGUUUUCGUCUUUAAGAAGGUUAGUCAGAGUAAUAAGUUACUGUAGACGAUUUCGUAAAAUAAGAAGUGUUACUGAAAAAUGGUUAACAAGUGACGAAUUGAGAGAGUCAUUAAAUAUAUGCAUAAAAAUAGUGCAAGGUGAAGGUUUCAAGACAGAAUUAAAGGAUUUGAGAAAAAUAGGAUUUGUAAAUAAAAAAAGUAAACUUACUGUUUUGAACCCGUUUCUAGAUGACACUGGAAUUUUAAGAGUUGGUGGACGCUUAGAAAGAGCUCAAUUAAAUGUAUCUGCUAAGCAUCCAAUUAUUUUACCUGAUAAAUCCCAUUUCUCUUCUUUGAUUAUUGCGGAUGCUCAUGAAAAAACGAUGCAUGGUGGACCGCAGCUCACUCUUAAUUAUCUAAGGUCUCGAUAUUGGAUAUUAAAUGCAAAAAAUAAUGUCAAGGCAUUUAUUAGAAAAUGUGUCACGUGUAUACGUUAUGCAGCGAGCACACGAGAUCAACUUAUGGGGCAGUUGCCAAAUGCAAGAGUGGAGAUGUGUAGACCUUUUUAUAGAACUGGUGUAGAUUAUGCUGGUCCUAUAAAUAUUCGUGUGUCCAAGGGAAGAGGAAAUAAGUCGUAUAAGGGUUACGUGUGUUUGUUUGUAUGUAUGGCUACACGCGCAGUGCACCUAGAAGCAGUAAGUGAUAUGACAAGUAGCGGAUUUUUAGCAGCUUUCAGACGUUUUGUUGCUAGACGUGGCUAUUGUGCUGAUUUAUAUAGCGAUAAUGGCACGAAUUUCAUAGGUGCUGCUAAAGAAUUACAGGUGUUGUUUUUAAGCGAGAAGUCUAAUUUUAUAAAUGAAGUAGGUGAGGCUUUAGCAAAUGAUAAUACAAAAUUUCAUCUGAUUCCCCCACGGGCUCCUAAUUUUGGAGGGUUGUGGGAAGCAGGGAUAAAAUCUACUAAAUAUCAUUUAAAAAGAGUGAUCGGACAGUCUACUCUUACUUAUGAAGAGUUGAGCACAGUCCUCACUCAGAUUGAAGCGUGUCUCAAUUCAAGACCAAUUUCGCAAUUAAGUACCAAUCCUCAUGAUCCGUUUCCUCUUACUCCUGGUCAUUUCUUGGUUGGAGAACCGUUGUUACUUGUGCCUGAUGUGAAUUAUGAACAAUCGAAUAUUAGUAGUCUUAAAAGAUGGCAAUUCACACAACGUAUGGUGCAAGACUUUUGGAGAAGAUGGUCCCAGGAAUAUUUAAUACAAUUUCUGAAUAGGUAUCGUUGGGCUUAUCAAAAGCCAGAACCUAAUAUAGGUGAUAUAGUUCUUGUCAAAGAAGACGGUUUGCCACCGGGAAAAUGGUUAUUUGGCUUGAUUGUGCAGAAAUUUCCGGGAAUGGACGGUAUUACACGUGUAGUAAAUAUUAAAUGUAAGGAUUCUGUUAUAAAAAGGGCAGUUAGUAAGCUUUGUGUUCUUCCUGUCACAGAAUAAGAGGUUUUUUUUAUUAUUUAGUUGUGAAUUAGUGUUCAUUGUUAUGUUUUGUUUAUGUUUCAGUGAGUAAAAUGACUUAUUAAAAAGUCAUUAUUUAGUUAUAGCAAUUGAUGUUGUUAUCUUUUUUAAGUAAGUUGUAAUAAUUUUCACUCACCAUGUGAUUGUGAUUAGAUUACAGUCCACUUUGUUUAUCCAUACUCAUUUCAUGGUGGGUGGUAUCAUAAUUUUGAGUUAUUUUAAUUAUGGACAUUCUGUCCAUGGUGGGCGGAAUGUUUAAACGCCAAUAUUUAAGCUGAAUAUGUGUGUCACUAGAUGGCGAUAUCCAGUUUUAGAACGCGCUAUCGUGUGUCGCUCAUGAAAUUAUAUAGUGCUUCAAAAUAUGUAAAGUUUUUUUGGCUUAACUUUUUGAUCAUUACACGGUUGUCACAAUUCUGAAGUUUAUAUUUCUGUUGGACCUCACGUGUAUUUUUGACAAUCAGCCGAUUGUUCAAUGGCCAUAUUCCUAAUUUGGGAUAUUAACGCAUUCAUAUUUUUGUAGAGCUAAGCAAAUUCAUGGCAUUGAAACAAAUUUCAACAAAACAACAAAAUUGCAAGUAUACAAAAUUGCAAUAUAUAUACUGAUAUAUAUUGCAAUUUUGUAUACUUACCUAAUCAACAAAUGCGUAUAAGAUCAUGUUUUUAUAUGGGAGAGUGCAAUAUCCAGCAGUAGUAAGCUUUAAGUGGGUGUUAUCAGUAAUG
Plodia interpunctella (Indianmeal moth) is the source of this 6724-nucleotide messenger RNA. RefSeq lists its product as uncharacterized. The coding region runs from base 809 to 5986 and encodes 1725 amino acids. Gene Ontology annotation, molecular function: nucleic acid binding. The transcript has a single exon. The record is from RefSeq and is a predicted model, not a curated record. Lineage: Eukaryota; Metazoa; Arthropoda; Insecta; Lepidoptera; Pyralidae. Gene Ontology annotation, biological process: DNA integration.